GGAGUUUUUAGCUGCUAUACAGAGCAAAGUACAGCACAACAUAGUAGGUUUUGUAAUAGCCUCUAAAUGCCAGGUAUUUCAGAUGUGAGGGAAAACAGCAGCUGACAGCUAUCCACCAUGCCUGCAACACACCGGGCUUUUGCUCUCAUCUCUCUGCUGUCCUUCAGCGCAGCAGCACCAACAGUAGACGACUGCAAUCAGCUGACCCAGCCUCUGCAAGCUAACGAGCUUCACCAGAUCCUGGGUAGGUGGAUCUUUAUUCAGGGGCUUGCCGGUAACGGUAGCUUGGGCGACACUUUGAGGUUUGUGGAAAGUACAUGGAUGGUGCUGAAUACAACAUCAGACAGUCGGACCCUGCAGGCAGAGAUAGCUGGCCGAGUGGUUCAACAGCUGGACCAGUCUGUUCAGCCACAAGUUCCAAAGAUGGAGGAUGCCUCCAUCCCAACCAAUUCCCAGGGACCUGAGCUUUCUUCAAACCCUAGCUCCCACCCUGUCAGCAGUUCCACACCCCAUCUGGUCAUGAAGGAGGAUCGCUGCCUCAGGAAUGUUCAGAACAUGUCCCUAGUUGAUGGCAAAGACUUAGAGUUCUACAUGAAAAUUGCCAGUUCCUAUCACAGGUUCCUGCAGACCUGCCCUGACUGUCUGCUCAUGCACACCUACGAUAAAGUAGCCAAUCACCAAUUGUUCUACUUGUUUGCGAGGAACAAGACUGUGACAGCUUCUGAUUUAGAGACCUUCAGAAAACAAGGUGAAUGCCUCAGGUUUCCCACGACACCCAAGUUUAACUACAACCCUAACAAUGGACCAGAAAAUGGUCCCCAGGCAGGCAAUGCUGCUCCUCUAGGCCGAAAGAAGUGCAUCUUCCCGGGGUAAGUCGCGACGAUCACCAGGGCACGAUCACUGGGGACUCCUUUCUACAGCACACACCACGUGACAACAAAUACGUCAUUUCCUGUUGAUUAAAAAAAAAUGCACCCUCUCACGGCCCUAGGGACCGAAAAUGGUCCCGCCCGAUCAGCGGGCGAAGCCGCUGCUGCACGCCGGGAAUCAGGCUUCCUUUCCCGCAGGUCUGUCUAAGCAGCCCGCUUGUCAUGGUCCUGGGUCGGUGACCCAGCGCUUUUAGUUUGUUAUCAUUUUCCAGAU
Messenger RNA from Maylandia zebra (zebra mbuna), 1143 nucleotides. Lineage: Eukaryota; Metazoa; Chordata; Actinopteri; Cichliformes; Cichlidae. The record is from RefSeq and is a predicted model, not a curated record.